Molecule: messenger RNA, 3103 nt
Organism: Danio rerio (zebrafish)
Lineage: Eukaryota; Metazoa; Chordata; Actinopteri; Cypriniformes; Danionidae
Source: RefSeq, a predicted model, not a curated record
UGCGAAACAUCCGGGGCUCUUUCAGGGGUGUCACUCAAGCCUGCGAAGAUGGCGACGACGGGCAGAAAUACACUCCUAUCGGUUAGCACAAAUGUAAAUAACAGCACUUCCGAAAGCCAAAACCCCGAGGAGGAGGAUGGACAGAAUUUAUGGUCAUCGAUACUGAGUGAGGUGUCGACGCGCUCACGAUCAAAAUUGCCGUCAGGAAAAAAUGUGGUGGUCAUGGGUGAAGUAGGGUCUGGUAAGACCACCCUGGUUGCGAAACUCCAAGGUGUAGAAGAGUACAUGAAGGGACGAGGCUUAGAGUACCUGUAUUUCAAUGUUCACGAUGAUGAUAUUGAUGAUCAAUCACGGUGUAACGCAUGGGUGCUAGAUGGGGAUUUGUACCACAAAGGUCUGCAGAAAUUUGCUAUAUCGUUGGAAAACCUGGAGGACUCGCUGAUUCUGUUUGUAGUGGAUUUGUCCCGGCCAUGGCUGGCCCUCGACUCACUGCAGAAAUGGGGCAGUGUGGUGAGGGAUUUUGUGGACAAGCUCAGAGUUCCUCCUGAAACCAUGCGAGAACUGGAGCACAGAUUGACAAAGCAGUUCCAGGAAUAUGUGGAACCAGGAAGUGACUUGGACGCUGUGCCCCAGAGGAGGAAUCCUGAGUCAGAUGAAGAGAGUGUCCUGUUGCCGCUGGGAGAAAACACACUCACACACAACCUAGGCCUGCCUAUAGUGGUGGUCUGCACCAAGUGUGAUGCAAUCAGCACUUUGGAGAAGGAGCACGAUUAUAAGGACGAGCACUUAGACUUCAUCCAGUCUCACAUUCGACGCUUCUGCUUGCAGUAUGGAGCAGCACUACUCUACACAUCCAUGAAGGAGAACAAGAAUCUAGACUUGUUAUAUAAAUACCUCGUUCACAGGUUAUAUGGCUUUCCGUUCAACAGCCCAGCUCAGGUGGUGGAGAAAGACUCUGUGUUUAUUCCAUCAGGGUGGGACAAUGAAAAAAAGAUUGCCAUCCUGCAUGAAAAUUUCCAGAUGGUAAAAGCAGAAGACAGCUUUGAAGAUGUAAUAGUGAAACCUCCAGUUAGAAAGUUUGUACAUGAGAAGGAAGUUCAAGCUGAAGAUGACCAAGUAUUUCUAGUAAAGUUGCAGUCUCUGUUAUCUAAACAGCCUCCAGUUACUGCAGGCAGACCAGUGGACCCAACAAACAGAGCUCCCACAGGCUCACCAAGGACGACCAAUCGUUCAGCAGCAGCUAACGUGGCUAACGUCAUGCCCAUGCAAUCAGGAGGUCAGACCAGUGAGGGUGUCCUGGCUAACUUCUUCAACAGUCUCUUGACAAAGAAAGCAGGCUCUCCUGGUCCAGGUGGCCAACCUGCAGGAGGAGGGAGCAACACACCAGGAACAGUACGCAAGUCAGAUCUUUGACAUCAACAACGGCUCUAAGUUGGGGUUGACUGAUGUCCAGGCUGAGCUGGACCGGAUCUCCAACAAAUCGGACCUGGACUCCUCAGCCCCUAACGCCACCACGCCCCCUGCUGAAAACGACAAAUCCUGAACAAGAGGCAGGGAUAAUUCACCGGCAAGCCCCUCCCCCUUUACACUGUUCUCCAGCCCCUGAACCUGCCUUCCUUGUGCCACCUCUCCUCCCUUCCUCAUCCUCACUAUUUCUCUUUAUCUUCUUCAGAAGGGGGGUGUUGUUCCUGUUUAUUCCUUGUAAGGCCAGUGACUUGAAGCUGCAUGUUGGGCAAAUUGCAUUUGCUAUGUCUGUCUCCACACACACGCACACACAUACAGCAGGCGGGUCUGUAAAAAACAAGGGGCAAGGUUGUCUUAGAAAUAAUGGACACUAGACGAGUGUUGGACACUAAAAGACAAAAGAAAAUUGAGAUGUUGAUGAAGUCCAAUUUGGGCUUAAAAGUGAUUAGAGAAUUUAAAUGUGUCUGUAAGAGAGUUCGACUUUUUUAUUGGCUUUUGGUAGUGAAUUCUCAUUCGAGGAACGCUGUAUGAGUGAAAGUUACCUGGCUUCUAAUAAACAAGCGCACAUUUUACUUACCUAACGUCUCUUUAAGGCUCAUUUAAACAAUUCUUUUAAAAAAUCAUCACAUUUCAGCCCGAGAGGAAUUUGAUCAGACGAUUAAUUGGAUAGGGUCACCUUGCGAUGGUGUCUUCAUUAAAUAGCCCUCUUUAUAUCCUGCCAUAUUCUUUGGUGUCUUGAUCACAGGACCAGGACAAAUAUACUGACACGAUUUCAAUGCUUUAUAAUAUUCAUAACCCCGUUUUUGCUGCUGAGAAACAGAUUCAAGUAAGAUUAAUGCGAUCUGUUUAGAAGUAUUUAAAAAUUGCACUAUUACUCAAUAGUAGGCAAUUACACUGAAAAUAAUCUUUCACAAUGCCGAUUGUAGCAGGGAAUAGUACACUUAACAAAAGAGAGUUUUUAGCAUAGACAUGGUUUAUGAAGUCAUCUGUGUAACUGCUGAGCAAGACUAUUGAUGGGACUGACAACUAUGUCCAUUGUAAAAAUUAUUUGUUUGUUUGUUUGUUUUUUAUGUUCAUAAGAGCUUGAAGUUUGAUACUUCUGUGUAUGUGUGUGUUCUCAUCUCAGCUACAGCCAGUUAUGGCACCGUUUAAUAAUGGAUGCACUAGAGAUCAUGCAAUCGAGAUCAGUAUUACUGUCUUUACAUUGUUAUGUAUGUAUGAGUGUGUGUGUGUGUGUGUGUGUGUGUGUGUGUGUGUGUGUGUGUGCGUGCGUGCGUGCGUGCGUGCGUGCGUGCGUGCGUGCGUGCGCGCGCGUGCGUGCGUGCGUGCGUGUGCGUGCGUGCGUGUGUGCGUGUGAGAGUUUUAGCUAAACGAGAAAUUCAGCAGAACAUUUGUCUGUUUAGAGACUUAAACGACUAGAAAUUAGUAAUGGGAAGGGAAGGGAGGGAGAAGGCAGAGGUGGCAGGGCAGGUGAGAUCUCAAAUCACCCUCACCUGCAUGUACAGUCAUCAACCAAACUUCUUACCAGAGGGAGGGGAAAUAAACAUACGCUAAUAUGGUCCUGUAAUUUCACAAGAUGUAGUAAUGUUUCUCUGGAUCAGGUCUGUAAUCAUUCUAUUAAAGUUGUAUUUAUUGGGAA